This is a messenger RNA of Auanema sp. JU1783, 3000 nucleotides long. NCBI's taxonomy places the organism in Eukaryota, Metazoa, Nematoda, Chromadorea, Rhabditida, Rhabditidae. The record is from the annotation of a GenBank genome assembly.
AUGAUACCUUUAUCACGAUGUUUCCAUAGAUUUCGCUCAGCUCAUCUGACGCACUAUCGGAGAUUUGUACGGUUUUCUGAGAAACUUGAUGAAAGAACAGAAGAUGAUCUUCUACUUAGAACAAAAGAUUUUCGUGGAGUAGUAUCAAAAUACGGAAGAGACAAGAAAGCAGUCUCACCAGAAAUCCAUUUGGCUCAUUUAAAGCAAAGUCUCAUUGUGAGUGGUAGAGUUUCUGGUGGCUCUUUCUUCGAGAAUAUCGUCAAAGAGUUGGAGAAGAACAAUGAGUCUCUACGUUUUGUAUUAGGGAAGUAUCCUGACCAAUGGCUCUCCUUAAUUUUAUCGAGUUGUGGAAAUGCAAUGUCUAAUGCUAAUAAGAAAACUCGAGAGAUGAUUUUGAAUAGAUUGUGGGAUGUUCUUAUCAAAAAUGCCAUUCCCAUAAGUAUUACUGCAUACAAUUCGAGAUUGAGAGCUAUGCUCGAGAACAGGACUAACUUCUCCGUUGAAGAAGAACUGUCCUACCUUACAGAAGAUUUAAGUCUAGAACCUAACCAGGAGACGUUCCAGUUAUUUCUGGAAAGAACAGCUCAUUUAGGAGACAUUGACGCAUGUCGAAACUUGGUUUACGAGAUGGCACGGAAUGGUUGCAUUGUUGAUUCCAUUUGUAAUCAAUCACUUGUAUAUUGUUUUGCUGUUCGUGGUCAGUAUACGAAAGCUGAUUCUUUAGUAGAAAAAAGUAAAUCCAAGUUUGAUGAGCAGGCACAAGCUCUCGCUAAUGGAGCCUGUGCUAGAGCCGCAGCUUUUCGGGGAGAUACGACUCGUUUAAGACAGAUUCUAAGGAGAUCUCUUGGCAAAAACAAAAAGCUCACCAUAUCUGCGAAUGACUUGUUUGAAACAAUUUUCCUAUUGUCGGAGGCAAGUGUUGGAGAUGAUGUUUCUUCAAACAAUCUUCUUAUAGAGCAGAUUAUGAACACGAUGUCGCAUCCUAAAGGUUUUUUUCAUUUGUUGAUCCGUGAAAUAGAGAGAAAUAUAUCUCAUGAUCAUUUCUAUACUACAAUAUGCUUAUUGGAAGACAUCAAGCGUAUUUCGGAAUGUCUAAAAAAUCAACAGCGAUCAAAAAUAAUGGAACAACUUCUGGCUAGAUUGAGUCAUCAGCUUAUCCGUAAUCAAGUUCCUAUCGGUCAGGUGCUCGAUAUAGCUCGACGAAUUGUAGCACUUUUUAAGACCGAAUCUAUAGGAUCUAGAUUCCAUGACAACCUGUUACAUGCUGCUCUUAUGUAUAAGGAUUUGAGUUCUGAUCAAAGAAUUGACUAUAUGACGGCUUUUAUUGAUGUGGUAGAUCAUCAUCGGGAAAGACCACAUCUUCUUCUACCUUUGCUAGUUUCUACGGACGAUAUCAACGAGCGGUUGAAAAUAUUGUUUCGGUGCUCGAGAAUGGGCUAUAAUGAUAUCACCGUGUUAGGAAAUGAGCUAAUGAAUCUGGUUCUACAACCUCUGUUCGACACAAGCACUCCGUCCAGGAGAGAAACGAAACUGAACAAAACUUUUAAAGUUUUAAAAAGUUACGGAGUGUCAGAUGAAGUCGUUUGGAAAUUAUUCCAUAUGUGGUUUAAAAUCAGAGAGAAAGAAGAAGCUCUUGUACCUUUUCAUCAGAGAACGUCUCCAACUUCAAGCAAUUUACGAGAUUGGCUGCGGGAGCAUUACACCACAUUUUUUCAACAAGAGAAACCCUUUUCAACGACGAACACUGUAGCUCCUGCCUAUGAACGUUUGAAAGCGAUAGUAGAUGAAAGAGAUGCAUCUAAAGCUGUAAUUUUUCUCGAUAGAUAUGGCUGGCCGAAAGAUACUAAUUACGCUGAAAUAGGUUCUCUGCUAGUUGAGCUUGUUCUAGAUCUUGAAGACUGGCCUACGGUAACUAAGGUUCUAGGCUCACUGGCAUCACAGACUAAUGAUUGGGCGGAGAGACACGGAGAAUCAUUUUCUCCUCUGAAAAACAAUCAUCUUUUGUCGAUUUUGAGAAGACUUGCUCAAGAGAAUACGGAUUUUUCUAUUAAACGUUUAAUUGAGUAUUCAUAUGAACUCAAAGGAAUGUUUCCGAACGCAACUGUUACGUAUGACACAUUCUUCGACACUUUACAUGAGUACAACAAAUUGUUUUAUAAAAUUUUCGAGAAACUAACAGAGCUCGAUGUAGCGAAAGUAGAUGAAAGUAUGGAGUUGCUGCGAACACUGAUCAAACUAGACAUUCUAUCUUUGCAUGUUAACGAAACGUUAACAACUGUUUUUGUAAAUAAUGUCUUGAAAAAAAUCGGGUUAGAAGAAGGCGUCAACACCUGGAUGAAGUUCCAGUCGAGUCUCUCUUGUUCAAACGGGAUUGUAGCUCUACUACGGCACUGCUUGAACAGAAACGAUGACUUGUCUACCAAGAGGAUAAGUUAUAUCUUACAUAAAGCUCAGAACUUUACAAGCAAGUCUCGUGUCCAUACGUUAUACUGCGCCGUACUGUUAUCAGCCAGAAAAUACGAUGACACACUGAAAUAUUACUCUAGUCACAAAGAAGCUAUAAACAACUCUGAUUUCGUCUCUUCCUACAAACUAAUGAAUGCUUUGAAAUUCAAACGACUCGAUGAAGAGUUCCUCUACAACUAUGUAGAUUUUUUGCUAACUCAUUCUUCUCUAUCAUCUGAUACAGCUGUUGUUGACUCUUUACAAAACGAAUGCAUCCGCCUCUGCCAAGUUCAUGACGCUGGUCCACUGUCUUUGAAGAUAUACCAGCGUUUCCUAGAAUCGGGCUUAGAAUUUGAUGACAAAUUGAAAAUCAAGUUAUGGGAGAUCAUCGGGAAACACGAAGAUUUCGCUAGGAAAUGGCUUUACCUUCCUCAUGGUAUGUUGAGGCUGUCAGAAAAUGAUCCUAUUAAUAGUGAAAGCGAGGGUUACACUAUCCAAUCAAAGCUAAGAGAGGAUAUUAAAAAAAUUAGGAAAGAAAGCAUUACUGCGGCGUGA